Molecule: messenger RNA, 2814 nt
Organism: Diachasma alloeum
Lineage: Eukaryota; Metazoa; Arthropoda; Insecta; Hymenoptera; Braconidae
Product: ATP-binding cassette sub-family G member 1
Exons: 7
Coding region: 332-2263 (643 amino acids)
Cellular component (GO): plasma membrane
Molecular function (GO): ABC-type transporter activity; ATP binding; ATP hydrolysis activity
Source: RefSeq, a predicted model, not a curated record
CAGUUCGUUUCAGUCCACAUUCAGACACGCCACCGCACGGUUCAACGUCAACGUCGUCUUCAUGACGUACGUUAGUGUGUCACAUAUUACAAUUCGUUGUCAAUUGGUCUAUUGAGACUUUUCGACAGUCCUGUAGAGUUUCUAGUUCAUUUGUGAUUUUUUUAUCCAAAUGUGGAGGACGGUUCAUGCAUGAGAAAACAUGCUGUUACAUACGUUGGACUUUGAGUGAUGAGACUAAUUGUUGGCGACAGCAAGAUAUAACCCAAGUUAUCAAUUAAAUAGAAAAAAAAAAUUGAAAUUCAAAAUUAACUGAAUAAAUACUUGACGUGAGAUGACGAGUGGUCCUCAUCAGUCCUCACAUGCGAGCCCCUCGCGAUCCAGUCUGAGCUGCUGUCAAGGAGGAGAUGACAGUAGCAGUUCAAAUGAUGUUAGCGAAAUGCCAGAGUUAACGGGCAACAACAACUACGUUGUUACCAAGAACCACACAUUUCCAAAACGUCCUGAAGUUGAUCUCACAUUUAAAAAUGUUAAAUAUAGUGUUAAAACGUGGAAUCUACGAAAAUUGCAGCGAGAAUCCAAGGAGAUUCUUCACGGUGUCAGUGGGCAAUUUCGAGCUGGUGAACUGACAGCAAUAAUGGGUCCCUCGGGGGCUGGCAAAUCAACACUCCUUAAUGUUCUCGCUGGCUUUACUGUUCAAGGUGCAUCGGGUGAAAUUUUUGUCAAUGGAAAACGCCGUACACCGUACAGCGAACGAUGGAAAAGAACAUCAACUUAUAUACAACAGGACUCAUUACCACGUACUAAAUUGACUGUUGGUGAGGCCAUGACACUUGCUGCUAAUCUAAAGCUUGGAUAUACGAUUAGCUCCACAUUUAAACAUUCGCAGGUGCUAGACUUGUUAGAGAUGCUAGGACUCAACCACUGUUACGACACUCUUUGCGGACGUCUCUCUGGUGGCCAGAAGAAACGCCUGGAUGUUGCAUUCGAACUCCUCAGCAAUCCCUCAGUAUUAUUUCUCGACGAGCCGACCACAGGUCUCGACUCGGCAUCGUGUAGCUCGUGUAUUGCGUUGCUCCAGAGAUUGGCCAGAAUUGAGAAGCGUACAGUGGUCUGUACGAUACAUCAACCAAGUGCCCUGUUAUUCGAAAUGUUCGAUUCACUUUAUGCACUGGCUGGUGGUCACUGCAUAUACCGCGGUCCAAUUUCAUCAUUCUUACCACACCUGAUGUCGAUAGGUGUCUCAUGUCCCUCGUACCACAAUCCAGCGGAUUUUUUGAUUGAAGUUGCAAUUGGAGAUUACGGAGUUACCGUUGACAAACUCGCAAUGGCAGCUGAAGACAUGUGGCAUGACAAUCAGGGAAUUACAGUUGAGAAAAUUGAGAGCAAGGGAAAGACAAUUGAAGUGUCUGUCACUGAGGAGCCACCACCACCAGCUGGAUUUCUCGCCCAGUGUUACUUACUUUAUAAGAGACAACUACUCAGUAUGAGACGAGAUUCAUCGCUAAUGAUAGUUCGACUCCUCUGUCAUCUGAUGAUUGGAAUAAUCUUUGGGUAUUUGUACAGAGGCAGUGGCUAUCGUGCUAACAGUGUUCUUGCCAAUUAUGUUUAUCUUUAUGGAUCACUUUUGCUCAUUGUUUACACUGGUAAAAUGGCUGUCACACUGGCAUUUCCCAUGGAAAUGCAGAUAUUGACUAGGGAGCAUUUCAACAGAUGGUACAAAUUGGCACCCUAUUACAUUAGUUUACUGCUGGUUGAGAUACCAUUUCAAGCUGCAUGCGCCGCGACGUAUUUGAUCGUCAGCUAUUGGCUCACUGGACAACCGGUGGAGACACAGCGUAUUCUCUGUUUUAUGGUUGUCAGCAUUGCUGCCAGCUUGUGCGCACAGGCGUGGGGAUUCUUCAUUGGGGCUACGACACCUGUCAAGAUUGCUGUUUUCGCUGGUCCAGUGAUAGCAGUUCUCUUCUCGGUCUUCGGCUUCUGCAUUCGUUACAUGGACACCCCAGUAUUCUUUCGUUGGAUAUUCCACAUAUCCUACUUCAGAGCAGGGUUCCACAGUCUUCUCUACACGAUCUACGGAUUCGAGAGGAAUGAUCUCUUCUGCGAUGACAUUUACUGUCACUACAAAAAGCCCUGGAAGUUCCUCAACGAGAUGGAGAUCAAUGAGACAAAUGUCAUAAAUAAUCUCGUGCUAAUUGUUGGCAUGGGUGUACUGAUGCAUCUGUUAACAGCAAGUGCACUCUGGUGUAAACUGAACAGAAGAUAAACUAGAUGAAUUGCUUUUACGGUUACUGCAAGACAGUAUUCCAAGGUGGGCCCACCCAUGAGCUGUGAAAAGUCAUUCGAAAAAAUCUCUCGCCAAAAAAUUAGCGCAUCUUGCCGAGCCAGCUUCGUCAUUCGACCGACGAUUGGGUAUUUUUAUCCGAAAAAAUUGAUAAAUCGAUAUUUCGUCGGGUGGGCCAUGACUUGAGUCUCAGAGCUUUAUAAACUACUUAUGAUCUUGUUAGUUAUUACGAUCGUAUCAUCGUUGUGACAGGGUCGAUACAUGUUACACUACAUUAUCUUCCGGCGUGGAAGCUUCAUAAAUCAAUGACAAUUAUGUUUUAUCUCUAAGAAAGACAGUGUAACACGAAAAAGAAUAGUGUUAAUGAUGGACCUAGUCGAGAAAGUAACUUAAUUAGUAUUUAAUGUUAAUACUUAAUGCAUCCAGUGUUUAGGUUGUAAGAUCUUUUUGGUUUAUAAAUAAAUCGAACUCAUUGAAGAUUGGUGUGUUGUUCAUUCAUGAGAAUAAAUUGACUUUGGGUGCGUGACCACUCA